AAAAGAAACAUGAUGCACACAUACCAAGGAACUGCAAACAGUGUGGACUUUGGGCAAGUCUGAAAUCAUAACCAAAGAAAGCAAGAAAGAAAGGCAUCAAAGGUACCUCACACACUAUCUCGUCUACAAAGUCAAAACCAAAAACAACACAACACAGAGCCAGCAAAGAACCUUAGUGUUACUAUCAAUUACCAUUUAAGCCUCAUCUGACAAAAGGCAGCAAAAACCUCAAACUAUUCCAAGAACACCAUAAUUGUAAUUUCUCACAAAAGCCAACCCCAUCCUGUUUUCGGUUGACAAGCCAAACCUAUCUUUAACCACCUCUCUCUUGCUCUUCCCUGUCUUGCAGCAAAGCAAAGAGAAACCAAACUCAAAAAAUAAAAAAGAAAAAGAAAAUGAAUGGACUAGAAUCUGCAUGAUCAAUCCGUCAAACAUAGGAAAGUCAUUUUCACGAAGGCUGCAUCGAAAUUCAUACAGGAUAGAAAAAAUAGAAAUAGGGAGAACAAAGUCUUUGGAAAUUCAGUCACUUUUUUUUUUUCCUGUGUCUCAUAUUCAUACGCGGAUUCGGCUGAAUUUUUAAUUCUCUCUCUCAAUUUCUUUCCUCAUCGGUUCUUCUUAACCCUUUGAACAUUCAAACACCCACCCAACAACAACGACAACAACAACUGUUUCAUAGUCUCCCUCCUAUUCUCUUGCGUGUGCCGUUUGGAAAACGAGAAAGUUUUUCCCAGAACAUCCCCCAGAUCUGAAAGUUCCGCAAGUCUUUGCCUUUCUCCGUCAAAAUUACUGGGUUUCUAAAAUUAUCAUCUGGGUAUCGAAGACAAUUUCCCCAAAGAGAAAUUUCAACGAUUCGAAGCACGUCGUGGAUUUGGGAACCCUAGGAUUAAUUUAAUGGCUUCAGGGGCAAUUUUCUCGUCGCUCCGGCGGAGAAGGUCGCCGACGUUGGAAGCGUUUCUGGCCCCCGUUGACCUGAGCAACGUGGCGUUGGUUCAGACCCUUGUCUCGGUUGCGGGCGAGCUUGUAUCGUGCUUUUCGAAGAGUUCUUUCUUCUUUCAGCGCAAGAACUCGCGGUCUUUGAUACGAAAAGUUGAGGUUUUCCAGUUGCUUUUGGAGUAUUUGAGUGAUUCAGGUUCGUAUCUUCCACCUACCGCAGUGCUUUGUCUCAAGGAGCUCUACCUUCUUCUGUACCGGUCCAAGAUUCUGCUUGAUUAUUGCGCCCAAUCGAGUAAGUUGUGGCUUUUGCUUCAAAACCAUUCCAUUUCUGGUCACUUCCAUGAUUUGAACCAAGAGAUUUCAACCCUUUUGGACGUUUUUCCAAUUAAGGAUGUUGAGUUGAGUAAGGAUGUUAGGGAGCAGGUUGAGCUUUUGCAGAAGCAUUCAAGGAGCGCUAAGCUUUUUAUAGAUAUGAAAGAUGAUGCCCUCAGGGUUCGCUUUUUCUCUUUUCUUGAUGAGUUUGAGAACGGAAGGAUUCCUGAUUCUGCUGAAUUUCAAUCUUUCUAUGUUGAGGAGUUGCAAAUUUUGGAUGCUACCAGUUGUAGGAGUGAAAUUGAGGCUUUGGAGGAGCAGAUUGUUAAUCAUGAGGGUGACAUUGAGCCUACUAUUUCUGUGCUUAAUGGCUUGGUGGCUAUGACAAGGUAUUGCAGGUUUUUGCUCUUUGGCUUUGAGGAAGAUGAGCUUGAUUUGGAAAAUGGAAGUCAGAAGAAACCUAAAAGGAGAUUGAUUACUCAGGAAAUUGCUGAAACAUUUUUUACUGUUCCAAAGGACUUUUGUUGCCCAAUAUCAUUGGAUUUAAUGAGAGACCCGGUGAUAAUUUCCACAGGCCAAACUUAUGACAGAGGUUCCAUUUCCAGGUGGAUGGAAGAAGGCCAUACUACAUGCCCGAAAACAGGCCAAAUGCUCGCCCACAAUCGCCUCGUUCCGAAUCGUGCUCUGAGGAAUUUGAUUGUGCAGUGGUGCGCUGCACAUGGAGUUCCCCUUGACCCGCCAGAGGUCAUGGAUGCAGUGGGUGAAGGUUUUGCAUCAGCUUGUCCCAGCAAAGCCGCCCUUGAAGCCAACAGAGCCACUGCAACACUUCUCAUUCAACAGCUAGCUAAUGGAUCACAAGCUGGAAAGACUGUGGCUGCACGGGAGAUACGAUUGCUUGCAAAAACUGGAAGGGAGAAUCGUGCCUUCAUUGCAGAAGCAGGGGCAAUUCCUCAUCUUCGGAAUUUGCUUUCAUCACCUAAUGCUGUUGCUCAGGAGAACUCUGUGACUGCACUGCUCAAUUUAUCCAUUUUUGACAAGAACAAAAGUCGGAUCAUGGACGAGGAAGGAUGUCUAGGAUCAAUCGUGGACGUUUUGAGAUUUGGACACACGACGGAGGCAAGGGAAAAUGCUGCUGCAACAUUGUUCAGCCUAUCAGCCGUGCAUGACUAUAAGAAAAUAAUUGCAGAUAAGACGGGAGCUGUUGUAGCCCUGGCGGGGCUGUUGAAAGAGGGAACUCCAAGAGGAAAGAAGGAUGCUGUAACGGCUUUAUUCAAUCUUUCCACCCACACUGAGAAUUGCGGUAGAAUGAUAGAGGCAGGGGCAGUAACAGCUCUAGUUGGUGCUUUGGGGAAUGAAGGAGUUGCAGAAGAAGCGGCAGGUGCACUGGCCUUGGUCGUACGGCAGCCUAUCGGGGCAAAAGCAGUGGUGAAUGAGGAAGCAGCAGUAGCUGGAUUAAUGGCAAUGAUGCGUUGUGGAACGCCGAGAGGUAAAGAGAAUGCGGUUGCAGCAUUGCUUGAAUUGUGCCGGAGUGGAGGCGCAGCUGCAACAGAAAGAGUGGUUAAGGCUCCAGCUUUGGCUGGAUUACUUCAAACCCUGCUUUUCACAGGGACAAAGCGGGCAAGAAGAAAAGCAGCUUCACUUGCUAGAGUGUUUCAGAGGUGUGAGAAUGCAUCUCUACAUUACGGUGGAUUAGGUGUAGGCUAUGCCUUUGCUAGCAAUUCAACUACAACUAGGGAUACCAGCUUUGCCGGUGAUGUUUCAGUGCCAAUGUCCAUUUCUGUUUUAUAGUGGUUAAAUACUUCUGUGUUUAUUAAGUUCCCAAUUUUUGUUGCAAGUCUUUACUGAUUCUUUCAUUGAAAUUUAAAGUCAUAAGAAAUUAUAGCAAUACCAUAUGUAUUCUAAAAGGUUGACCAGUGUUGUUGAGCAGUUAGCUUCAACAUAUAUGUAAUCAGUUAAAUGAAGCAAGAACGAGAAUGCUCCACAAAAGAGUUAAGACCAUUUCAGGUGUCAUAUUUUUACCCCUUGUUUAUUCAAUUUAAGGGAUUUCUCGUACGGUAAUUCUACUUAUUUUCCACACUCGAUGAUUAUCAUAGGCCCAUAACUAUGCACAUAAGCAAUCAUAUCACUUGUAAUUGGGAACUUCUUUUUCCACACACUGAUAAACAAUCUUUUAUUAUUUGUCCUCAAAAGUGA
Messenger RNA from Abrus precatorius (Indian licorice), 3438 nucleotides. RefSeq names its product U-box domain-containing protein 17-like. The transcript has a single exon. The coding region runs from base 892 to 3033 and encodes 713 amino acids. Gene Ontology annotation, molecular function: protein binding; ubiquitin-protein transferase activity. Gene Ontology annotation, biological process: cell surface receptor signaling pathway; protein ubiquitination. NCBI's taxonomy places the organism in Eukaryota, Viridiplantae, Streptophyta, Magnoliopsida, Fabales, Fabaceae. Gene Ontology annotation, cellular component: cytoplasm; nucleus. The record is from RefSeq and is a predicted model, not a curated record.